Hippocampus comes (tiger tail seahorse) is the source of this 1941-nucleotide messenger RNA. RefSeq names its product translocase of inner mitochondrial membrane 44 homolog (yeast) (gene timm44). Gene Ontology annotation, cellular component: mitochondrial inner membrane. The transcript has 13 exons. Lineage: Eukaryota; Metazoa; Chordata; Actinopteri; Syngnathiformes; Syngnathidae. Gene Ontology annotation, molecular function: protein-folding chaperone binding. The coding region runs from base 61 to 1443 and encodes 460 amino acids. The record is from RefSeq and is a predicted model, not a curated record. Gene Ontology annotation, biological process: protein import into mitochondrial matrix.
CCCAGGAACACGCUAGCGCGACUCUAGACCGGAAGAAGUUUAAUAGUCAGCAGAUUCAAGAUGGCGGCCCCCUUGUGUCAGUGCUACCAGGUAUGUUUAAAAAGAUACUCUUUGGCAUUCCCCUCAUCGUUCUUGUUCCUGCACAAUGGAGCAAAUGUCUUCAGAAUACGGAGCAUUCUCGCAAGCACUUCUCAGGUGCCCCAGUCUUCAUUUCAACAGGCGAGAUAUUUGUCAGGGGAGAGGGGCGGAGGAAAAAAAGGUUUUCUCGGUGAGUUCCUGGACAACUUGAAGCAAGAGAUGAGCAAAAACAAGGAAAUGAAAGAAAACAUUAAAAAGUUCCGGGAAGAGGCAAAAAAACUAGAGGACUCAGACGCACUGAGGCAAGCGCGCAGGAAAUAUAAAACUAUUGAGUCUGAAACAGUAAAGACUUCUGAAGUUCUCAAAAAGAAGUUGGAGACCCUCUCAGAUACCGUGAAGGAGGGCCUGGAGGAAGUCACUCGUACAGAAAUUGGUAAGAAGAUUAAGGAGGGAAUGGAGGAGGCAGCCAAAACGGCAAAGACUUCAGCAGAGAGCGUCUCAAAGAGUGGAGAGAUGUUGGGAAAGACUGGUGCAUUCAAAGCUAUAUCACAGGGUAUGGAGAGUGUCAAGAAAGAGAUCGGCGAUCUGGGCCACACUGGCCCCUACCGGCCCCCUCCUCGACUCCGGAAGAGGAGCGAAUUCUCCUCGAAGGGGUCGUCAGAUGACAACAGGGUCUUUGAAGCCAACGAGGAAGCAAUGGGUGUGGUGCUCCACAAGGACUCCAAAUGGUACCAACAGUGGAAGGACUUCAAAGACAAUAAUGUGGUCUUCAAUAGGUUCUUUGAAAUGAAGAUGAAGUAUGAUGAGAGUGACAACGCUUUCAUCAGAGCAUCACGGGCCGUCACUGACAAAAUGACCGACCUCAUAGGUGGACUGUUCUCCAAGACGGAAAUGUCCGAGGUACUGACGGAAAUUCUGAAGGCGGACCCGUCUUUUGACAAAGAUUCCUUCCUGAAGCAGUGUGAACAUGACAUCAUCCCUAAUAUUUUGGAGGCAAUGAUCAGAGGCGAGCUGGAUGUGUUGAAAGACUGGUGUUACGAAGCGACAUAUAGUCAGCUAGCACACCCGAUCCAACAAGCGAAGGCCAUGGGAUUUCAGUUUCACUCAAAGAUCCUGGACAUCGACAGCAUUGAUCUGGCCAUGGGAAAGAUGAUGGACCAGGGUCCGGUCUUAAUCAUCACCUUCCAAGCUCAGUUAGUGAUGGUAGUACGAAAUACCAAAGGAGAAGUGGUGGAAGGUGACCCUGAUAAAGUUCUGAGGAUGAUGUACGUGUGGGCUCUCUGUCGAGACCAAGAGGAGCUCAAUCCACAUGCUGCCUGGAGACUACUUGACAUCUCUGCCUCAAGCACUGAACAGAUCCUUUAAGACUCUUUGAUACCCGCAGAAGCAACACUCACUCACCCGCGGAGAGAACAUCCUCAACCUGAACACCGUGUAAUCAGAUGGGGAGGAAACAGAGAGUCAGCUCGCUGCAGAAAAUGUUUCUGCUCCAUUAUGGUGGCUUUUUUUAUGUCUCACACAAGGGGGCGGUAGAGCACCAACCCCGCUAAUCUAUUCGAACCAUGCAUGUAAGGUGCUGGACAUCCACCCCCUCGCUUCAAAAGAUUUUUUUUUUAGGUCCAGAUGGCAAAAUAUUUGGAAAAUUAUACAAAAGAUUGCAACAAUUUCUCCCCAAUCAUGUUUUCCACAUCUGUAAAUCCCCAUUAUGUCUGGGCAUCUACAACCCCCCAAUCCCGUACUUGUAUGAUAAUCAUCCAGUGUAAUUGUCAAACUGUCAAAAAGUCUGUAUUUAUUGUGAAAAGUAAAAGAUAAACCCCCACCACCACACGGCCACGCGCACGCACGCACACACACACACACACA